Mercenaria mercenaria is the source of this 3056-nucleotide messenger RNA. RefSeq names its product tektin-3-like. The transcript is spliced from 7 exons. NCBI's taxonomy places the organism in Eukaryota, Metazoa, Mollusca, Bivalvia, Venerida, Veneridae. Bases 159 to 1778 code for a protein of 539 amino acids. Gene Ontology annotation, cellular component: microtubule cytoskeleton; nucleus. Gene Ontology annotation, biological process: cilium assembly; cilium movement involved in cell motility. The record is from RefSeq and is a predicted model, not a curated record.
CAAACAGGAUAGUGGUGUAGUGCUUCAAUAGAACCUUGUAAAUUGUAAAAAAACAAAGACAAAUAUCAAACCAGUCUUUAUUGCUGACUUGGUAACCCGGGAAACUUCAAACAAAGUAGACAGGGAGGCCUUUUUUCUUCAAAUACGGGCAGCGCCAGAUGGAUGGGCCUUUGUGUACAAGGAACUCGAUAGAAAAUAGCUGUCAGAAGCCUAAGCUGGAGGUGGUGCUGUUGUGUCAACCAAAGGGAUCCAAGAUGGAAUACCUUGGACACACUCAAACUGCCACUUACAUGACGGGUCCACGUCUUGGGGCUAGUAACACACAGACCUUUCUUCCUUCCAUUAGCACUAUGCAGUCCUCUUACAAAGCAUUUGAUAACGCAGCAGCACCGUCACAGCUCAGACGUUCUCUUACAACACUGCCAUGGAGGCCAAGCACAUACUACCAAACUGCCAGAGUAAAUCCAAGCUCUGCUCUUGUGAGAAGCAUGCCAGAUCCCAUGUCGGCAAGAAAUCAACUCUCUGAAUUGGACAGUAUUAAAGUGCCCCCUGUGUUUGCUGCAGCUAGAAAUGCUCUUUACACUCGUUAUACUCCUAAUGAUUGGUCCAACUCAAACCAAGGAAAUUAUUUAUCUUCCGAUAGAGUUAGAUCAACAGCUGAACGGCUUAGGUUGGACACUGUACGUCUUUGUCGCGAAACUGACGACAAAACAAGAAGAACACAGAGCGAUGUAGGUAAACGUCUCGGUGAGAGAAUAGGAGAUAUCACAUUCUGGAAGACAGAAUUAAGUAAUGAAACUGAUAACAUGAUGGCUGAGAUAAACGCUUUACAGGAGGCAAAGAGAGUGUUGGAAAAGUCACUACAGGAGACUGAGAACCCACUGCAUAUCUCACAGGAAUGUCUGUAUCACAGAGAAAAGAGACAAGGAAUUGAUCUGGUGCAUGACAACCCAGAGAGAGAAUUAAUUAAGGAGGUUGAUAUCAUCAAAAGAUGCCAGGAAAGAAUGAGGACCACCAUAGACAAGGCAAAUGCUCAACUCGGUUUAUGUCGAGCAGCUCAACAUGAGCUUGAAAUGGAUGAAAAAGAUAAAUACAGUGCUAAAAAACUGGAUGAAUCAGCGAAAACAAUUAGAAAUGGCUCAAGAGGUCUAGCUUUUCAUAAUGGAAUAGAACGUCUAGAUAACUCAUUAUCAGUACCCGAGACCUGGGCUCAGUUCAGUAACAACAACAUCCAGCGUUCACAGAGUGAGAGAGCAGCAUCAAAGAACAUGCGUAAUGAGAUAGAGAGUGUACUCAACUCGUGCGCUAACGAGAUGUGGCAAGAAUGGAACUCUGUCAAUGUCGCUCUCACAGAGAGGAUGCAGGAGUCAACCGAUGCCAGGAACAGAUUACAGACACAUUUAUCUAAGGUAUUACAAGAGAUAUUUGAUAUGGAAAAGAACAUAGAGUUCCUCAAGAAGGCCAUUCAGGACAAGGAAGCUCCCAUGCAGGUAGCUCAGACCAGACUGGACACCAGAAUACGCCGACCCAAUGUUGAAUUGUGCAGAGAUCCAGUCCAGCACAGGCUUGUUGAGGAAGUCAAUGAGAUCUCGGAGACCGUCGAGUCUCUCCAGAACAAGCUCCGUAUGGCCGAGAACUCCCUGCAACAGCUCCUUAGAACGAAGGCAUCUCUGGAACAAGACCUCAGUAUCAAGAACAACUCCCUCUUUAUUGACAGAGAGAAGUGCUUGGGAAUGAGAAAAACUUUCCCAAUGUCACCUAGAGUUGUGUCCCUUUAAAUGGGAAAAUCGUAGACUUAUUGUAGCAAAAUGAAAAUUUUUAAAUAUUUAAAGAAAUUUCCAACUUUUAUGACACUGUUAAGAUAUGAAAUCAUGAGAAAAUGAAACCAUUUGUGGAAGAGUUGUUAAAAUAAUUAUUUUGUUUUUCUGAGUCAUUUGUUAAAUUGUUAUGUUUAUUCAUUUAAAUGACAUACACCAUAUUUAUCAAUAAAUUUUGUUCUCUGAAUUAAAAAGAGAUCAAUUUUAAUUGAGUUUAUCAUGUGCAAAUUUUUUUGAUGCAUAAUUAAAACAUUUCGUAUUUUGAUUGAAAUAUAUGUGUGCAUCAAUAAAGUAAUCAGUAUUAAUAAUAAUAACUGUGACUGUUUCUUAUGUAAAAUCAUGUUUUGAAAAUAUCCUUUUAUCAAAGUAAUAAGUUUUUCAAGGCAUUUGAUUGUUCUUAUACCGAAAUUAUGGCUCUUUACAAAAUCUUAGAAAUAAGAUUGGAUUUAUUUUUUUAGGAACAAAAAGUUUAAUCAUGUUCAUUGAUUAUUUUUUCUAUUUUCUGUUUAAUGCAAAGUUACCCAUAUUUUACAUGGAAUAUUUCACAGUUUAAUUGAAUUCACCUAGCAGUAUUACCCCCUUCCUGUGUGCACGUCUCUUGUUUUUUUCUUAAACCUAAGCUUUUUUGUUUUGUGUUCACAUAUUGUCAUUGUAUAAAAGCAUAUGAUGCUGCUUAUCAUAUAUUUUUGUUGGUUUGUUACUCGUUGAGACUUUGUAUUAUUACCCCCAUGAUACGCCUGUGAUAUAGCGUCUAGGUCCGUCCAUUUUAUAUUACAGUUUUUUCUUGAUAACUUAUCAAAUUUUAUACAUGUGUUAUAUGUGUCUUAUUAAUGUCUUUUAACAUAAUGUAUACCAGUGUUAAAUCCUUGUUACUUGUUUUUUAAUUUCACUUGAAAGAAUUGCUCAAACAUAUAUCUAUAUAUAUAUCUAUUCAGUUAUUUCAGAAAGGCAAAAGAAAGAUCUAUCCAUUUUUACCAUAAGUAUUAACCAUCCUAAAGAAUAGAAAAAAAAAUGACAUUACUUAAAAGAUAUGCAGUACAUUUAGAAAUAGCGACUUUUCUUUAAAUGUUAUAUUCUAGUAUAAUGUAAAAUCCCUAGCUUAUCUGUCACCCCAAAUUUCUACUGACCCCUUCUGUUUGAGAACACUUUCAUUAUUUCCCUGCUCAUUUAAUAUCAUUUGAAAGCUUUAUCUGUUUAUAUCUGUAUGGUUGAAAAGUGAAAUAAAGUUUAUGCAGUGAA